Molecule: messenger RNA, 2436 nt
Organism: Rhinopithecus roxellana (golden snub-nosed monkey)
Lineage: Eukaryota; Metazoa; Chordata; Mammalia; Primates; Cercopithecidae
Gene: TMUB2
Product: transmembrane and ubiquitin like domain containing 2
Exons: 3
Coding region: 688-1593 (301 amino acids)
Molecular function (GO): protein binding
Source: RefSeq, a predicted model, not a curated record
CCCCGCGUCCUCAAGCCCCGCCCCCAGUUCCCCAGCCCCGCCCCGAAGUUUGAGGGGUGUGGACGGUUUGUGACCCCCUUAGCCGACCCUACCCCUCACGGGCCGGGAGAGCUGGGCUUAUCACGGAGGCCAGGGCCAGGGAGCCCUUCGGUUCGGGUGGGCCCAUGGACCCCAGUCCAACGCCGCGGGAAUAGGACCAUCCAAACGCGAAACCUUCGCCUCAGAAAAAGGGUGCGGGACCCCUCCUCACCGUGCGGUCACGGUACGGACAGGGUAGAUCACAGGCUGAGGGACAGAGUAAAGACCUCUCAGGCCGGACACCUGGGGUCCUGCGGGGCCCCUCCCCACGAGAGUUCCCUGUGUCUUUGCCAGCCGUUUUCGUCUUUCUUCGUCGCAGUUACCUUUUCUGUAAAUCAUGGUUAAUGACAUUAAUCUUCUUGCCAUCAGGGGUUAGUUGUGGGUGUGAUAUAUAAUUGCUACCAUUUAUUGAGCAAUUGCAAUUUGCACUGUGCCAGGCACUGUGCUAAGUAUUUUGCUUCGAUGAUUUCACGUCAUCUUCAAAACAACCUCAUGAGGGCUGGGUCAGUUAGAACCUAAACAAACUAGAGACCUGGUUGCAACCCCUCAGGCUCUGCUGAUGCUGUCCCCCUUUGUUCCUGCAGCGUGGACCCUGCCGGCAGCCAGGCCAUGGAGCUCUCUGAUGUCACCCUCAUUGAGGGUGUGGGUAAUGAGGUGAUGGUGGUGGCAGGUGUGGUGGUGCUGAUUCUAGCCUUGGUCCUAGCUUGGCUCUCUACCUACGUAGCAGACAGCGGUAGCAACCAGCUCCUGGGCGCCAUUGUGUCAGCAGGUGACACAUCCGUCCUCCACCUGGGGCAUAUGGACCACCUGGUGGCAGGUCAAGGCAACCCCGAGCCAACUGAACUCCCCCAUCCAUCAGAGGGUAAUGAUGAGAAGGCUGAAGAGGCUGGUGAAGGUCGGGGAGACUCCACAGGGGAAGCUGGAGCUGGGGGUGGUAUUGAACCCAGCCUUGAGCAUCUCCUUGACAUCCAAGGCCUGCCUAAAAGACAAGCAGGUGCAGACAGCGGCAGUCCAGAGGCCCCCCUGAGAUCUGAGGAUAGCACCUGCCUCCCUCCCAGCCCUGGCCUCAUCACUGUACGACUCAAAUUCCUCAAUGAUACCGAGGAGCUGGCUGUGGCUAGGCCAGAGGAUACCGUGGGUGCCCUGAAGAGCAAAUACUUCCCUGGACAAGAAAGCCACAUGAAACUGAUCUACCAGGGCCGCCUGCUACAGGACCCAGCCCGCACACUGCGUUCUCUGAACAUUACUGACAACUGUGUGAUUCACUGCCACCGCUCACCCCCAGGGUCAGCUGUUCCAGGCCCCUCAGCCUCCUUGGCCCCCUCAGCCACUGAGCCACCCAGCCUUGGUGUCAAUGUGGGCAGCCUCAUGGUGCCUGUCUUUGUGGUGCUAUUGGGUGUGGUCUGGUACUUCCGAAUCAAUUACCGCCAAUUCUUCACAGCACCUGCCACUGUCUCCCUGGUGGGAGUCACCGUCUUCUUCAGCUUCCUAGUAUUUGGGAUGUAUGGACGAUAAGGACAUAGGAAGAAAAUGAAAGGCAUGGUCUUCCUCCUUUAUGGCCUCCCCCUUUUCCUGGCCAGAGCUGGGCCCAAGGGCCUGGGAGGGAGGGGUGGAAAGGAUGUGAUGGAAAUCUCCUCCAUAGGACACAGGAGGCAGGUACGGGGCCUCCCUUUCUCGUCCACAGAGUACAGACGUCCCUUCUGUGCAAGCACAACUCAGGUAGAAAUGAGGAUGUCAUCUUCCUUCACUUUUAGGGUCCUCCUGAAGUUCAAAGCUGCUGGCUAAGCUCAGUGGGGAGCCUGGGCUCUGAGAUUCCCUCCCACCUGUGGUCCUGGCUCUUCCCAGUGUCCUGCAUGUCUGCCCCCAGCACCCAGGGCUGCCUGCCAGGGCAGCUCAGCAUGGCCCCAGCACACCUCCAUAGGAAUCCUGGAGUAUCCUUCCAUUUCUCAGCCAAAUACAUUUUGAGACUGAAAUCACACAGGCGGGAAUGAAGAUUGUGCCAGCCUUCUCUUAUGGGCACCUAGCCGCCUUCACCCCCCUCUACCCCUUAGCAGGAAUAGGGUGUCCUCCCUUCUUUCAAAGCACUUUGCUUGCAUUUUAUUUUUUUAAGAGUCCUUCAUAGAGCUCAGUCAGGAAGGGGACAGGACACCAAGCCAAGCCCCCAGCAUUGGGAGCGGCCAGGCCACAGCUGCUGCUCCCGUAGGCCUCAGGCUAUAAGCAAGAGACAGCACUGGCCCUUGGCCAGCAUCCUACCAUUCCCAACUCCAAGGACUGGGUAUGGAUCGCUGGGCCCUAGGCUCCUGCUUCUGGGGCUAUUGGAGGGUCAGUGACUGAAUAAAGUUCCAUUUUGUGGUCCUG